AUGCCCAAAGAAGCCCAACGAGUUGAUUGUCUUGGACUUCACUGGGCAGCUACAACUGGAAAUGUUGGUUUGAUAAAAUUUGCCCUUGAUCAUGGCGUUGAUGUCAAUUCAGUUGCAAAUGGUUACACGCCUCUUCAACUGGCCUGUACAAGCGACUUAAACAUCGCCUCUGUUCAAUAUCUUAUAGACCGAGGGGCGGAAGUAAAUAGUCAAAGAUGGUCUCGAAAAUAUAGUCAUGACAAGUCAAAGGCUGUGGCGGGUGCGACAGGUUCCACCGCACUCCACAUUGCGUGCAUCAAUGGCUGUGUUCGAACUGUCGACCUGUUACUCAGGAAUGGGGCUGUGUCCGAUGUUAAGGACAAGUACGGUUUAACAGCAGUUGACCAUGCAAUUACCAAACAGAACACAGACAUCCUUCGACUACUGCAGAUUAGUCGCAAGAGGUCUGCCUCUUUUAGCGCGCCCUUACAAGCCCCUAACAUAGCCAUGGAACGCUCAAGACGACGACCAAGCUUACCAACCGUGACCUCUCUCCCAAAGCCCCUACCAUCUGUACCCGAAGGACGCCACGUUAUUAUCUUUAACGAGCAACCAGAAAUCAUCCACCAAAAGCCACCACACGCAGAAGCACCACAACCACUAUCACAAUCCCAAUUAAAAGCACAACUACAAUCGCAACCACAACAGAUAUCGCAACCACAACCACAACCACGAUUACGAUUACGAUCACAUUCAGAAUCACACUCUCAAAAAGAAUCACAAUCACAAUCACAUCUUCAGUUUCAAUUACAAAUCCAAAUACAGGCACAACCAUGUUUACACUCCCACUCACCCGCCAUCCCCAUCAGCCCAUCCCGAAUAAGCCCUCAAUCCCCUACCCCCGAACUUUCUUACUCCAAUUCUUCGGAAGACUCGGACCCCCAGACCAUCUCGCCCUGUCACCGUCUGGUGCGGACCGUUGAGUACGAUCCUCAAGAUUGGUACAGCCACGGGGUGCUCCACCCUUAUCAAGAAGACAGCUGCUACCUGGCAUCGCUCGAGCGUCGGGCAUGCGGAACAACCCUUGAAUCGAUCUGCUUGACUGGCCAAGACGAAGACCAGUGGGUAAAAGACGAAGACUUAAUCCAGACCAUUCGCUCGGCAGAAACCACCCAGAAGCGAUCCUGGUGGGGCGGAUCCAUACGCCAGAAAUCGAUCGAUUCGGUUCGUCCGAGCCUAGAAUUCAAACCAGACUUCACGACCCUUCCAUUGGACAACAGUGCUUCGACAUCAGGUUCUAGGAGAAGAAAGGAUGUCUUGUCUCGUUGGUUGCCAUGGAUAUUUAGGAAACGAAAGAGUAACUAA
Phycomyces blakesleeanus NRRL 1555(-) is the source of this 1344-nucleotide messenger RNA. RefSeq lists its product as hypothetical. Gene Ontology annotation, molecular function: protein binding. Bases 1 to 1344 code for a protein of 447 amino acids. Gene Ontology annotation, cellular component: cytoplasm; nucleus. Lineage: Eukaryota; Fungi; Mucoromycota; Mucoromycetes; Mucorales; Phycomycetaceae. The transcript has 3 exons. The record is from RefSeq and is a predicted model, not a curated record.